Molecule: messenger RNA, 4045 nt
Organism: Coregonus sp. 'balchen'
Lineage: Eukaryota; Metazoa; Chordata; Actinopteri; Salmoniformes; Salmonidae
Source: the annotation of a GenBank genome assembly
AUGCUCUCUCUCUCUCUCCACUCAGCUGUCUUCACGGAGGUUCCUCAUGACAUCAUGACGCAGAGUGGUCAGGACGUGGAGAUGGCCUGUUCGUUCCGGGGGGCGGGCCCCUCCUACUCCUUGGAGAUCCAGUGGUGGUACAUGAAGAACCACAGAGACUGGUCAGAGAAACCCGCCUGGACCACCAAUCAGGUGAGACGCUGAGAGAAACGUUAUGGUCGCAGGGAGAAUGUUAUUUAAGGGAUAAUGUUAUUGGCCAGGGGUGACACCUAUGAGUUAUUGAAUCCGAGUAACUGUCUGUGAUUCUGUUCGACUUAGAGUAGCAGUGUUUGUGUUUGCUCAGGACUUCAUGAGAACAAUGAAACAAUAUAGACCCACCCACUAAGAGAUUAGUAACUGUCAACCCUGGUUUGUCUGUUGAAAGGUUACAAAUGGAGCCCUAAAUCCUAACUUGAGAUACGCGUGUCGGCAUGUGUAUAACCUCCUCCCUUACAGGUCAAUGCAAUAUUCACUUGACUUAUGUGCUUGUUUCUUAAAAGAGGAACCCUGUAUCUGAUUAUCAUCAUCAUGCAAAAAACAUUAAUUAAGCCCACAUAGACUUUGUUAACGCACUAUUGCCAUACAAAGAGAUAAUGUACAUUACUGUGGACAGAACUGAAUCGACUGAAUCCACAUUAGCCUACAAUACAGCAGGCAGAGGAAAUACAUUAGCUGUAGCCCUUGGCACGGGAAAGAAUAGAUAAUUGCUGAUUAGCAUUUUUCUAGCACUGUGGGAGCAGGUUGACUUCUCUAACUUAGGGAAACUCGAGCUCCUGCUGUGGUGCUAGACACUAUAAUUGGCACUAAGGAAGAAUUAGAUUUUCCACAUCUCUGUUCGAUGCAUAAUGCAUACCUAUGCCCCAAAAUAAUUCCUUCCCCUCCCCAACUUUCCCAGAUGUCUUCUUCACACGACACCCCGAAAUAGCUAGCUAGUGGAAACAACAACAACCAAGAAAUUAGGCUACCCAGUGCAACAGCAACCAAGAUAUUAGGCUACCCAGUGACAUAACAAAAAACAAGAUCUUAGGCUACGCAGUGACAUAAAAACAACCAAGAUAUUAGGCUACCCAGUGACAUAACAAAAAACAAGAUCUUAGGCUACCCUGUGACAUAAAAACAACCAAGCUAUUAGGCUACCCAGUGACAUAACAAUCAAGAUAUAAGGCUAUCCAGUGACAUAACAACCAAGAUACCUGGGCGGCAGGUAGCUUAGUGGGUAAGAGCGUUGUGCCAGUAACCGAAAGGUCACUGGUUCUAAUCGGCGAGCCGACUAGGUGAAAAAUAUUUUGAUGUGCCGUUAAGCAAGGCACUUAACCCUAAUUGCUCAUGUAAGUUGCUCUGGAUAAGAGCGUCUGCUAAAUGACUAAAAUGUAAAUGUAAUUAGCUACCCAAUAACAGAACAUCAACCAAGAUAUUAGGCUACCCAGUGACAUAACUUGCCGGGCUUUCCAGACUCCUUGCUCCGGAUGGGUUAGGCCAGAGCCAGAACACACGUAUGUAAAGCAGCGGUUUGAAAAUGUGUCAUUGGUUUUGAUAAUCUGAUUGGUUAGAGACGAUCCAAUUGCUGUUUUGUACAACACCCCUCCUCAUGCUAUGACAUAACAACAACCAAGAUAUUAGGCUACCCAGUGUGGAUAGGAAAUAGUUUAUUUGAUCACAGUGCUAAAGGUUUUGAAUUGCUGAUGUGUGAAAGCUAAAAUAUGUACACAGAACUACAUCCCAUUUUCAGGUGGUGGACUUUAACACAUUUUCAUUUGUUGAUGAUCGGACGUGUAACAUAUUUGAAAGUGUGUCGACAUAUUUCAAGUAAUAUUUGAUUCUUAUCUAUACUGAUACUGUAUGUCACUUGCUAAUGUUAUUUCAGCCAUAUGCCUGACUUCUUUCCAUCAAUUCCUUAUAGGUGGUUCCCAUGGAGAUGUCUAAAGAUGCCACCAAAAUAAGUGUGAGUAGACACAUCAGUGUACAGUACUGCACUGGAAACUAAAUUGGUGUUGCUAAACAUGAUUAACUCAUUGUCAACUUACAUACUAUUGAUACUGAGGAAUAUGAUUAAUACGCUUAUGAUUUACAAAUACAGUGGGGGAAAAAAAGUAUUUAGUCAGCCACCAAUUGUGCAAGUUCUCCCACUUAAAAAGAUGAGAGAGGCCUGUAAUUUUCAUCAUAGGUACACGUCAACUAUGACAGACAAAAUGAGAAAAAAAAAUCAGGAAAAUCACAUUGUAGGAUUUUUAAUGAAUUUAUUUGCAAAUUAUGGUGGAAAAUAAGUAUUUGGUCACCUACAAACAAGCAAGAUCUCUGGCUCUCACAGACCUGUAACUUCUUCUUUAAGAGGCUCCUCUGUCCUCCACUCGUUACCUGUAUUAAUGGCACCUGUUUGAACUUGUUAUCAGUAUAAAAGACACCUGUCCACAACCUCAAACAGUCACACUCGAAACUCCACUAUGGCCAAGACCAAAGAGCUGUCAAAGGACACCAGCAACAAAAUUGUAGACCUUCACCAGGCUGGGAAGACUGAAUCUGCAAUAGGUAAGCAGCUUGGUUUGAUGAAAUCAACUGUGGGAGCAAUUAUUAGGAAAUGGAAGACAUACAAGACCACUGAUAAUCUCCCUCGAUCUGGGGCUCCACGCAAGAUCUCACCCCGUGGGGUCAAAAUGAUCACAAGAACGGUGAGCAAAAUUCCCAGAACCACACGGAGGGACAUAGUGAAUGACCUGCAGAGAGCUGGGACCAAAAUAACAAAGCCUACCAUCAGUAACACACUACGCCGCCAGGGACUCAAAUCCUGCAGUGUCCUCCUGCUUAAGCCAGUACAUGUCCAGGCCCGUCUGAAGUUAGCUAGAGUGCAUGUGGAUGAUCCAGAAGAGGAUUGGGAGAAUGUCAUAUGGUCAGAUGAAACCAAAAUAUAACUUUUUGGUAAAAACUCAACUCGUCGUGUUUGGAGGACAAAGAAUGCUGAGGUGCAUCCAAAGAACACCAUACCUACUGUGAAGCAUGGGGGUGGAAACAUCAUACUUUGGGGUUGUUUUUCUGCAAAGGGAACAGGACGACUGAUCCGUGUAAAGGAAAUAAUGAAUGGGGCCAUGUAUUGUGAGAUUUUGAGUGAAAACCUCCUUCCAUCAGCAAGGGCAUUGAAGAUGAAACAUUGCUGGGUCUUUCAGCAUGACAAUGAUCCCAAACAGACCGCCCGGGCAACGAAGGAGUGGCUUCGUAAGAAGCAUUUCAAGGUCCUGGAGUGGCCUAGCCAGUCUCCAGAUCUCAACCCCAUAGAAAAUCUUUAAAGGGAGUUGAAAGUCUGUGUUGCCCAGCGACAGCCCCAAAACAUCACUGCUCUAGAGGAGAUCUGCAUGGAGGAAUGGGCCAAAAUACCAGCAACAGUGUGUGAAAACCUUGUGAAGACUUACAGAAAACGUUUGACCUGUGUCAUUGCCAACAAAGGGUAUAUAACAAAGUAUUGAGAAACUUUUGUUAUUGACCAAAUACUUAUUUUCCACCAUAAUUUGCAAAUAAAUUCAUAAAAAAUGCUACAAUGUGAUUUUCUGGAUAUUUUUUUUUCUCAUUUUGUCUUUCAUAGUUGACAUGUACCUAUGAUGAAAAUUACAGGCCUCUCUCAUCUUUUUAAGUGGGAGAACUUGCACAAUUGGUGGCUGACUAAAUACUUUUUUUCCUCACUGUACAUUAUCUUCUGCCACAGGUGGUAAAAGUGGCCGGGAGCAACAUCUCCCACAAGCUUCGCCUCUCCAGCAUCAAGCGGUCGGACGAGGGCACUUACGAGUGCCGCGUCAUUGACUUCAGCGGCAGCGUGGCGCAACACCACCGCGUCCGGGCCUACCUCCAGGUAGAGGCUGAACGAAGCCUGGGCCACGGGUCGGCAGACACCCAGCAUCAGGAGCCUCGGCACAGGGGACAGGGGAGCCAGGCGGACCUACACCAAAAAGAGGGCCGGGAACUGAAGAGGCGUUCGGCCGAUGACAGCACUACGGACUGCACUGAGAGCUGUGUGCUCUAG